AGCCCUUCUAGCCUCACGACUAUCAUAACACCGAGACCAAUAAUAGGGCAGCAACACGGGCAGCUGCCUCCAGAUUUCAUAGUAAGCUAUUAUUGAGAAUCAUGCUCUGGCUGUGAUAGCCAAAGAUUUGCUUUUAACUAUCGGUCGGCCCAACCCGCGGCGCCCUGGUCAGGCCGUCCUGAUAAGAGCUUAAAGCUGGCUCUUACUACUUUAGUAUCGAGCUUCCCCUCGUCUGGCUCUACUCAUUUUCAUAUCUCCUAGACAGGCAGGGCUACUCUCUUUCCUAAUUUUCCUCCAGACUGUUCAUAGGUUUUGUCACUCAAAGUAUUAAUCGCUAUCACCUACACAAUGUCUGCUGUGAUCUUGUCCGCACGAUAUGGCAAGGACAAUGUCCGCGUGUACAAGGUCGAGAAAGACCAGAGUACUGGCGUCCAAACGGUCAUUGAGAUGACUGUCUGCGUACUCUUAGAGGGUGCUAUUGAUACAUCGUAUACCAAUGCCGAUAACAGCGUAGUCGUCGCAACAGAUUCGAUCAAGAACACCAUAUAUAUCAAGGCAAAGGAGAACCCAGUCACUCCUCCCGAGCUUUUCGCUAGCAUUCUCGGGACCCAUUUCAUCGAGAAGUAUGCCCACAUCACAACUGCCAAUGUCAGCGUUGUCACACACCGGUGGACACGAAUGACGAUCGACGGCAAGCCACACCCUCACUCCUUCUACCGCGACGGAAACGAGACACGAAACGUCGAGGCAGUUAUUAAGAAGGGCAAAGGAAUAGACAUUCGCAGUAGUAUUGUUGGUCUGCUUGUGCUGAAGAGCACUGGCUCCGCAUUCCACGGCUUCGUGCGCGACGAAUACACCACACUUCCAGAAGUUUGGGACAGGAUCCUAUCGACGGAUGUCGACGCGACAUGGGCAUGGAAGACAUUCCCUGGGAUAAGCGCAGUGACUGCUGCGACCCCUAAGUUCGACCAGGCGUGGUCGGAUGCUAGGUCUAUCACUAUGAAGACUUUCGCCGAGGAGAACAGCCCGUCGGUUCAGAACACCAUGUACAAGAUGUGCGAAAGCAUUCUAGCGGCUGUUCCAGAAGUCGGGACAGUCGAGUAUAAGCUCCCGAAUAAGCAUUACUUUGAAAUUGACUUGGCAUGGCAUAAGGGUACUAAGAAUACUGGGAAGGAUGCUGAGGUUUACGCGCCACAAUCUGGACCUAAUGGACUCAUUCAAGUAGUUGUUGCGCGUGAUUCAAAGCCUUCUAAGCUAUAGAUUGAAUCUAGAUUGAAUCUAGAUGUAUAUGUUGGUCCGCAGACCUAUACAGUGGAGAUGUAGGGGGCAAUCAGGGGGACAGGCAAUCCUAGUUAGGAGACGGACCCCUCUCGGAGGCGAAUCCGGGGCUAUUCGGGAAGUGGUAUAUAUUCUGACCCUUAGAUAGUCUUUGGAAUACAAAAUUUUAACCACCUUUG
Molecule: messenger RNA, 1457 nt
Organism: Cadophora gregata
Lineage: Eukaryota; Fungi; Ascomycota; Leotiomycetes; Helotiales; Ploettnerulaceae
Exons: 3
Coding region: 349-1260 (303 amino acids)
Biological process (GO): urate catabolic process; purine nucleobase catabolic process
Cellular component (GO): peroxisome
Molecular function (GO): urate oxidase activity
Source: RefSeq, a predicted model, not a curated record